AUGGAACAAGACCAGUAUGCACCCGGUGCAAGCGCUCGGGUUCUUCGUGCGUCUGGCAGGCCGUGCCAUCCGGGUUCCGUCACGGCUCUAGUGCCCGAUAUGAUGCCGAAUUCGCCGAAGACCAGGUCUGGGUGCCGAUUGCACAUGUAUGCAGAUUAUAGAUAUGUUGAUGAGACAGCCGAUGUUGCCAAAGAGUACUCGCUGGAGCUGGGCGAGGAGACCCCGUGGGCCUUAGAGCAAUAUGGUGUUUGUUUGACAGAGGCGCCUAUCUUGGCAGAUUCAUCUACUCUAGCAGAGCCAUCUAUCACGAGCGACACUGUCGAUUCAUAUUCAGGUCCCUGGGGUUCCCAGGAGAGGAUCACAUCUCUGGACUUGUAUAAGUCACCGACAAAUAGCUAUUCAAUCUCUCCGGUAUCUGUUCAGACACAACUUUCUCCCAGCAGCUAUACGAUACCACUUUCAGAGAAUCUGGUCGCCACAGAAACUGGACUGGUCAAUUUUGAUGAGCAUGAAGCUUGUCUAAUGCGUUAUUUUGUGGUCCAACUUGGUCACUGGUUUGAUAUCUGUGACGGACAAAGACACUUUGCAUGUACCGUCCCUGUACGGGCACUGACAUGUCCGCCUCUACUCAAUGCAAUCUACACCAUCUCCGCCAGACACUUGACCAAAUCUAAGAAAUAUUAUGUUGGAAAUAAAGUCAAGUAUGGAGGCAAGUACCUCCCCAGACUAACCCCAGAGACUGCUCUCGAGUACCACAAUCGAUGCAUUUCCUACUUCGUCUCUCUCUCCGGCCACUCCCAAGAAGCAGGGGAUGAGAAUCUUCUUGCUGCAGCCGUCGUCUUACGAUUCUACGAAGAGGUUGACCUCCCCGCAAUGGGCGAAGACACCGAGUCCGCCCUUCGUGGCAUCCAAAUCUUCCUCGACGCCCAAGCCAUCCCCGCAGUCUCAGGCACCGGUCUCCGCCACGCAGCAUACUGGGUCGCCCUCCGUCAAGAAAUCAUCACAGCCUUCUCCAAACAACGUCCCUUCCGUCUCCCCCUGGGUCCCUGCGAACCAUACCGCACCUUCGAGCCCGCAGACGACUACGUCUGGGCCGAUCGACUAGUCAUCCACUGCGCAGACGUCCUCCAAUUCUGCUUCGGCUCCGAAGAAGAAGAAAACUCCCCUUUCCCCCCUUCCCCCGAAUCCCGCAUCGCCCGCUACGACACCUUAGUCUCCUUCGAAACCCUCUGGACCGAGCUUGGCCCAUCAUCCUUCAACCCCGUCUACGCCAGAGACCCCGAUCCCGCCCGAGGUGAAGUCUUCCCCGAACUCUGGUACUUGAAUAAUUGCCACGUUGCAGGCCUGCAGCAUCUAGACCUUGCCCGGAUCUUGUUGGCGGUUUAUAACCCGCGCCUGCCGAGACUUGGACCCGGGCAGCGGACUGCGAUGCGUAGUGUGGAUGCGCAGGUGCGGAGUAUUGUGUUGCGGCUUUGUGGGAUUGCGAUGUCGAAUUUGCAUAGUCCGCCUGGACUGGUGACGGCCAGUGCGGCUAUUGGGAUGUGUGGGGAUCGGUUUGUGGAGAAAGGGGAGCAGGAGGCUCUUUUUGCGGCUCUGGUUAGAUUGGAGGAUGAGUAUGGGUAUCCUACACAUAAUGUGCGGACUCAAUUGGGGGAUGCUUGGGGGUGGAAUGGUUAG
Molecule: messenger RNA, 1677 nt
Organism: Penicillium salamii
Lineage: Eukaryota; Fungi; Ascomycota; Eurotiomycetes; Eurotiales; Aspergillaceae
Source: the annotation of a GenBank genome assembly